AUGGAGUCCGCUUUCUUUCAGCUUCAAACCAUCCAUUCCUCUGAUCUGGCGGAAGGACUCGUCUUCUUUGGACCCCUAGUGGGACUCCUGCUCGUGGCUCGCUUGAUGGCAACGUACCGGAACCUUCCCUGCCGUAAAGAUCCCAUUUUUGGAUGGCCCAUGAAAGACCCGUUUGGAGGACGUCUUCACAGGAUCAUCAUGGCUCUAGCAGACAGAACCGGGUUGAUUCCUAUUGCUAGCUCUUCCUUUGCCUAUUACGGAGAAUACCGAACCAACAUGUUUGCAGAGGGGCAUCUUGCCAGCCCCACAGCCCAAGUCCAACCAGGUCCACAGGUAGAAGCUUCUGCUGACCUCUCUGCAGACGGCCUAGAACAGCACUUGCAAAAGUAUGAUGUACAGUGUGGCAAUACGAGUCAGGACACUUGGCACAGAAGCCAAGCCAAUGUUGACAAUUUCACGAUUGGUAAUGAGGCCAGUCUAGAAGAGCGUCUACAACUUAUUGCCAAGGCCAAGUCGGCGGUUUGGAUCAUCACUUGGUGCUUUGAAGAUUCCAAUAGUGGCAAUCUCUUGGCAGAAGCUCUCAUCGCAAAAGCCCGAGCUGGCGUGGAUGUGAGGGUCAUUGUAGAUGCCUGCAACCUGUACUAUCUGUUUCACAAGGAAAAGCUGACUGGCAAAAACCAAGAGACCAAGGUUCUGCACAAGCUGGUUCAGGGUGGCAUCAAAGUCAGAAUGCUAGACACAUGGUUUGAAGAGAAGAAACCAUCUUAUGUCUGUGGGUCACAUCGCAAGAUGAUGUUAGUGGAUGACAGCUAUCUCUUAACUGGAGGGCGCAACAUUAGUGAUGAAUACUUGGCAUCCGAUACUUUCCAUUUCAAAGACAUGGAUGUUACUCUCCAAUCCAGCAGCUUUGGUACCAGCACCCGGUCCUUGUAUGAGAGCCUCUGGGGCAAGUCCAGACAUGUCAACCACCUCACCCAAGCCAUACACUCUACUGCAACCAAAGCCAAAUCCAAACAGCUGAGUGGGGAUGAUGGUGACGAAAUCGAACCGACAGAAAGCGAAUCAAUAGACUUGGACUCAUCCACAGAAACCUGUUCUGUCGUGGCUGUUUCCCUUGGUGGGCCCAGCCUCAACCUUGAUCAAUCAACAACCACCAGCAUUCAACAGAACUCACCUUUAGACUCGACAACCCCCAUCUAUGUUGAUCGUGAGGUGGCUCUGUUCCAGCUUGACCACAAAGCAGGAAACCCCAAAGGCGAGGACAUUAUCUUCUCCACGCUCCUCUAUUUGAUUGAGACUGCUAAGGAGAAGAUAGACUUGGUCCAUGUAUACUUUCAGCUACUCCCGGGUCUGGAAGAAGCCAUUGCAGGUGCUAAUGCUCGAGGAGUCAGGAUUCGCCUGAUUACCAACUCAGGGGAGACAACCGAUUUGCGCUUCUUCAACAAACUCUUUGGUCAGGCAGUGAGACGUAUGCUGGAACUGGGUGUUGAAGUCUACAUACCAACAUCCAAGAAUUCUGCAGACAAACUCAAUUACUGCAUCCACUACAAGAUGGCUAUGAUUGAUAGCAAGGUAGUAAUGAUGGGAUCCUGGAACUGCAUUGGGAUUUCCGUGUUUCAUGAUGAUGAAUUUUCAGUGGUUAUGUUUGACCAAGCAGACAAAGACCAACACAAUAGAAGUUUGGGAGACACUGCGUACCAGCCCUUUGAAGAUGCUUUGCAAGAUGGCUUUGUUACUCGUAUUGAAUCUUUGUCAGAGGACGACUUUGGUGUUGCCUUGCACUAUCAAGUAUUGGCAUCAAAGGCUGCUAAACGACAAAUGGAGAGGGGAUUCUAA
Molecule: messenger RNA, 1836 nt
Organism: Seminavis robusta
Lineage: Eukaryota; Bacillariophyta; Bacillariophyceae; Naviculales; Naviculaceae
Source: the annotation of a GenBank genome assembly